GUCCUGAGCCUCGCCACUCUGAAGUCGAAGGCCGCUUGAAAAACGUUCGAAUGGCUUGGCGGAGGACUUUAACGCAACAUUCUACGAUAUUUUGAUGGCUUCCCUGGCACACGAGCCAACCUACCGAUAAGCAAAUGGACUGCUAAGGGAUCGCACUCCGAGGAGAAUAUGAACUAGCUGCGUUGCAACCGUGUUUUCGUGGAUAUAUUACCGUCUUUUUGUUGGCGUAUAAGGUUUUUUUUGACUAGCUAGCGCUAGCUUCGUUUGUGGUGGGCUGCUGUUGUAGCUGCAAUGGUCCUUGCAAGUCUAUGCGGAUGUUUCCGGGACAAUUUGUGUUAAAACGAAUGCAACAAAUGGGAACAUCCAGCAUUGGUUGAACACACCGUGGCGUUGAAUAAAGCUUCUCUUCACACUUUAAGGACAUUUAGACCUAGGAUUCUUUGGACACCUGGACUUUUUCUGGUGCUUUUCAUUUUGGAUUUUAUCUUGCUGACAUUCUCCCACAGCCAUGGAAUCGACGGUUGAUGACGAUGCAAUGGCAGCGUGAAUGAAGCUUGGCGUGGGGAGAGCUGAACGAUGCCCAAAGGUGGGGGUUCUAAAACCCCCCAGCUGGACCACUUCCCACUUAACACCGACAUGGUGGAAAAGCAGGGUGGGAAGAAGGAAAAAGUGUUGUCAAACAAGACUCCCAAAUUGGAUCGCAGUGAUGGGGUCAAGGAGAUGAAAGAAAAGGCCUCUAAAAGGAAAUUGCCUUUCACAACUGGAGCAAAUGGAGACCAGAAAGAUUCUGACUCGGAGAAACCAGGUCCAGAACGGAAGCGCAUUAAAAAGGAGCCUACAAACACCCGGAAGGCAGGCUUGCCAUUUGGAAUGGGGAUGCCAGGGAUCCGGGCCGGGUACCCCCUCUCUGAGCGGCAGCAGGUGGCCUUGCUCAUGCAAAUGACUGCUGAGGAGUCCAUCAACAGUCCAGACACAACACCAAAGCACCAGUCACAGUCCAGUCUCGGUCAGAAGGGAACACCAAACUCUGCAUCUAAAACCAAAGACAAAGUGAAUAAACGAAACGAAAGAGGCGAAACGAGGUUGCACAGGGCAGCAAUUCGCGGAGAGGUACGCCGCAUCAAGGAGCUCAUCAGCGAGGGAGCUGAUGUGAAUGUAAAAGACUUUGCAGGCUGGACUGCAUUGCACGAGGCGUGCAACAGGGGAUACUACGAUGUGGCCAAGCAGCUGCUGGCAGCCGGAGCGGAGGUCAACACCAAGGGUCUGGAUGAUGACACCCCGCUACACGAUGCAUCCAACAAUGGACACUUCAAGGUGGUUAAGCUACUUUUACGGUAUGGAGGGGAUCCACGUCAAAGCAACAGAAGAGGGGAAACGCCUUUAAAUGUUGCCAACUCUCCAACUAUGCUGAAUUUAUUGCUGGGGAAAGGCACAUACACCUCAAGCGAAGAAAGCUCGUCGGAAUCUUCAGAAGAGGAAGACGCUCCCUCAUUUGCUCCAUCCAGCUCUGUCGAUGGCAAUAACACAGACUCAGAGUUUGAGAAGGGCUUGAAGUUAAAAGGGAAAACACUAGACCCUCCCAAAUCUGCCGUCACACCCAUCAAAGAUGAAUAUGAAUUUGAUGAGGAUGACGAAGAGGAGCGAGUACCCCCUGUGGACGAUAAGCACCUCUUGAAAAAAGACUUCCGUAAGGACUCCAUCACCAAGGCUAACAGCUUCAUCUCCAUACCCAAGAUGGAGGUCAAAACCUAUUCCAAAAGCAACUCGCUCACACCAAAGAAAACCGUCAGGCGCAUCAUCUCGGACAGCAACAGUUCAGAUGAAGAUGACAGAGCGUUGUGUUUCACACCCACGCCGACGCCACGGCAACAGGUCCUACAAACAAACGCCAAGACAAGAGAAUCCGGAAAUCUGAAUUCCAAACAACAGAAAGAUAAGAGUAAAGUAAAGAAGAAGAGGAAGAAGGAGAACAAAAACAAUGUCAGCAAAGAAGUCCGGUUUGGGAAAAUCAACGACAAAUUUUGUACGUCAGACUCCGAUUGUGGAGAUCUGGAGAGUGAAGACGAUAAAGGCUCAAACAGCAUAAAGGACUCUUCCAUGAGCAUGAAAGAACCCUCUGGCUUCAAUGCCUCGUCCUCACAUGGAAACCUGAACUCUCAAAAACAAGCACCGUCGUUAGCGGAACAGCACCCGAAGCAGUGGAGGACAGAUGGCUGGAAGACGGUGUCAUCGCCAACGUGGUCAGAUGUUAGUUCUCUGUCGGAUUCUGUAAGAACGAGAAUGUCCAGUGAGUCUGACUACUCGUCAGCUGAUUCCAGUGUGGAGUCAGUAAAGCAGAUUAAGAGGAAAGGACAGGAGAAUAAAAAGAAGAAUAAUAAUGUACACAGCAACGCAGUUGACAAGAAAAACUCGGACGUGUACAAAAAUGCAGAUAGUACAGCAUCCAAAACCGAUGUCGAUGGAAAAGUGGUCAAGAAGCAUAAAGUGAAGCACAAGCACAAAAGCAAAGAAAAGGAUAAGGCUCCGAGUCUUGUGCUUAAUCAGGACAUGAAUGAAAAAUUUGUCAAAAGCUAUUCUUUUGAUUUUGAUGACUCAAGGCAAAAGUCUGUAAUUGUGGAUUCCGAAUCGGCAACUGAGGGCAAAAUCAAGUUAUCAAAACAUGAAAAGGACCAUUCAAAAAAGGAAGAACGGCUCUCAAAAAGCAAGACGGAAGAAAAGGACUGGUCGUUGGGCAAAGACUUGCAUCGAACGGUUGAAAAGGAGAAAAAUAAGAAAAUAAAAGACUCCACCAAGGACAAAGUCAACAAAGAUGAGCGAGAAAAGCCUUUAAAACCUGACAAGGAUCGAAAUGUCAAAGAGAAGCCCAAGGAGGAUAAACAAAAAGCUCAUAAAGAGGAAAAAAAGAAAAAAUCUAAGGAAAAGUCAAAAGCAGAUCGGAAAGGUGAGCAGAAAGAAGAAAAGCAUCUAAAGGUCGACAAGGAGAAGACCACCAAGGAAGAGAAAUGUAAAAAGGACAAAGUUCAAAAGGACGAGUCGGAGUACGAAAGCUAUGACGUCAACAACCGUUUCCUCAACCUGGAUGACACCAAGCUUAGUGCCUCAGAUGACCAUCACGACAGAUGGGGCUCCGAGAUGUCCUCAGACUCUUCCCUCUAUGGCGAUGACAGCUGGGAUGCUCCCGUCAAAGAGUACAAGGAAUACAAAGCCAAUAAUUCUGUUAAACUCAUCGUUGAAACGGUGAAGGAAGAAACGCGCCGGAAAGACAACAAAGUAAAAGAAAAGAAAUCCGAUCACGGUGACAAAAGACCGGAGAAAGAUGCCACGUCGAAAAAGAAGGACAAAGAUUCCUCGGAAAAGAAAAAGGACUGGUCUGAUAAACAAAAAAUCAACUCAGGUCAUUCAAUUGAAAAAGAGAAGAAGCGGAAAGAAUCCACGGAAACAGGCAAAGACAAAAAAGAAAAGGAUUCUCUGGACAUCAGUCGAGACCGCAAAGACUCAUAUGACUUCACGAAGGACAGAAAAGACACCAAAAUCAAACAGGAGUCUAUUCGAGACGAAUACGGCAGUGACACUUUCUUUAAAGACAUGGAUGUUGUCGGCAAACCAUGUGACAUCCGAGAAAGAAAUCAUUCUGGUAAGGAGAAGGAAAAGAAACUCGAAGCGAUGGAAAAGCGAGAGAAAACAAAAGCAGAGAAGCACAAAGAGAAACUAAAAGACAAAGGUGCGGAUCAGGAGAAGGACAAGAGUGACAAAAACUCUGCAGAAAAAACGGUCAAGGAAAAGGACAUUGAUCGGACGUCCAAAGACAAGAAGGAGGGAGCAAAAGACAAACACAAAGAGUCUCACGGCAAAGACAAAGAUCGAAAGAUGUCAUCAGAACAGACCAAGGACAAGAAAGACAAGACCUCCCAAGACAAACAUACGGACAGAGAGAAGGAUUUCCUAGAGGUGAAGAAAGAGGAAAGAAAAUCGGAGAAAAUCCGCGAGAAAACAUGGUACAAGAUCGCUGACAUUUUCACCGAUGAAAGUGACGACGAAGACAGUUACAAUGGUGGCGUUUCUCUUAUGGCCGACUCCAUCAGGAAAGACUCAACACCUGAUCAAGAUGACCUGGAUCACUUCCCGACGGAGAAAAUGAGAAAAAUGUCCUCGGAGACAAAACAUAACGCAGAAAAGUCAAAGGACAAAGAUCAUAAAGAGAAAAAGAAAGAAAAAGCCACAUUUGACACGGGCAAAGAGCGGAAGGGUUCCCUGGAGAAACACAACAAAGACAAGAAAGAUUCUGUUGAUAUUAAACACAAGGAACGGAAAGACAGGAUGUCGGUAGACUCAAACCAAGACAAGAAAAAUAAGCAGAAGAUAUUGGACAAGAGAGAUAACAGUGAGGAGAAAACAAAAAAUAAAUAUAAAGACAAAAUGGACAAUUCCAAAGAAAGAAAACCAUCAAAAGGCAGUUGUGAGAAUGAAAAGUCCCUCCUGGAAAAACUGGAAGAAGAAGCAAUGAAUGACUACAAGGAUGAUUCCAAUGACAAGAACAGUGAAAUUUCUUCUGAUAGUUUCACGGACAGAGGUCACGAACCCAUCCUCACAAGUUACUAUGACACCAUCAGCCUUACAGAUGUGUCCGAAGACAGGAGGGACUCUCUUUCUAUCGCCACACCCCAGGAUAAGUUCAGAGAGAAAGAACGGCAUCGACAUUCCUCCUCUUCUUCGUCCAAGAAAAGCCACGACAAAGAUAAAGAAAAGGUCAAAAAGGACAAAGGAGACAAACGUGACAAAAUGGAAGAAAUCCGAGACCUGUACAGUCGCAGGGAGAGUUUACCUUUUGACAAAGAGCCCAUGCCCCUGGAGGCCGAUCCGUACACAUUCCCAUAUGGCGGCAAGGGAGACGGCGAAGACGAUUUUGACAAGACAUUAGAAUUUGAAAAGGAGAUGUCGAAAAAGGACAAAUCAACUGGUGUCAUUGGUGACAGAAUGAAGGACAAAAAGAAGAAGGAAAAACACAAAGAUAAAAUAAAGGAGGAACGGAACAAGCACAUGGAUGGCUUCGGUUCCUCAAAGCACUCCAAAGAGGACAUCAAGUUGGGAUUAAAAGAUAGCCCUCAGGUCACCAUUCUGAAGGACAGGUCUAAAGAAGAAAGCCCUAAAUUUGAUAUUAAAAAGGACAGAAACCGGGACAUAUUGGAGAAAGACAACAGAUUAGAUCACAACAAAUCAAAGACUAAAGACGAAAAUGAAAAGUUCAAUCAGUCCAAAGACACGGGACGCAAAGAUAAUCGCCCGCGUGAAAAACUCUUAGUCGAUGGUGACUACCAAAUGACAAGUUUCGGUCAGAUGUUGAGUCUGAAAGAUCAAGAAAUCGAAGAGCGUCACAAAAGACACAAAGAACGAAUGAAACAAAUGGAGAAGCUGAGACCCAAGUCUGGAGACCCCAAACUCAAAGACAAAGCCAAGUCUACAGAAGAAAUGCGCAAGAACCGCAGUGAGCUCUCCUCCAAGAAAUCAAGCAGUCUGGAGUCCGGUCUGAAAGAGAAGAAGCUGAAAGAUAUAGGUCUACCAGCUCAAAUGAUGUCCCCGAGUAGGAAUUUCCAACCGCCGACAGAAAGUCAAAACUCAAAAGACUGGCUGGCCGGCCAUCAAGUCAAAGAAAACCUUCCGGCCUCUCCCAGGUCGGAACAGAACAGACCAACUGGUGUCCCUACACCGACAUCUGUCAUCUCCUGCCCGAGUUAUGAGGAAGUCAUGCAGACUCCACGGACCCCAUCUUGCAGUGCGGAAGACUACCCUGAUAUCAUGCUGGAUGGGCUGGACUGCCAGAACACUUCGGCUAUGACGAUGUCAAUGAACGCUUGUUCACCGUCUUUCUUUGAAAGCAGGUACUCCCAAGGUUUUCAGGAAGGCACGUGUCCCACCCCUGCAAAGAACCUCCAGUUACCACUCAUUAGCCGUUCCGCCUCCUCUGACGUACGCAGACCUCUAGAAGACGACUUCAAAGCAGAGGCUGACAAGUUUCUUCGGCAGCAUACCGAUCCGUCGGCUGAAUUUGAGACCGCUGCUGCUUCACAAACCCUGGAAGAGAAAUCCGCGGAACGACUAGAGAGCUUGCCGUCGCCCUAUUUCUCUCCAAUUAGGUUGUUGUCACCUCGACAGGAGCCCAGUCACCCAAUCCCGGAUGUGGCAACGCCGACUCUGACUUGCAUAGACAACAACGAUAAUCUUCCUGACAGCGUCUACAACAGUUUCUUACCCAAACCGUCUACACCAGUUCACAGGCCGGAUCCACAGGAGCCCUGCUUUGACAUUGCUGCACCGCCAACGCCAGCCCCUGCGGCAUUACCACCGCUUGACAUAGACGACAUAUCUGAACCUCACCACAGUGAACCCAAUCUAGUCCUCUCAGAUCUCCCCUCUGUCGUAGAGGAAAGGGAUGAAGAUGAUGAUGAGGAAGAUGAAGGCGAAGGCGAAGACCUCGAUGUGGAUGAAAGAACCGAUGGAGAUCAUUGCGCUGUGGACGAGACGGAGCAAACACAGGAAUCGUGUUCGUUCUCCACUCAAGUCGAGGACACUUUAAGAAAGAGCUGGCAUGCCGAGUCUCCAGAUCAGGAAGAUCCAGAGGUCCACCAUCUUUCGCCACCACAUCCCGAAGCGAACCUCGGAGAAACCUGUUAUGAUCACAGCAUGAGUUGGAACCCCGAUGUGGACCUUAAAUCCCCCCACCGGACAUAUGGAGAGAUAGAGGCCGCCGUUUCCAAAAUAACCAGUCCUUAUUCUCAUUCAGACAACGAUCUGCAACACUUGCCUGUACACCCGUCUGUAACGCCUCCUUAUGCGACCUGGAAUCGGUGGCACAAAGAAGAAGACCCUGAGGAUUUUGAUGAGCAGAAGGAAGCCGUGGCGGACAUUCCAUCGCCAGAGAGGCCCGACACUGCUAUGGAUGAGGAAUCCAAUUAUUUAAAUACGUCUUCAUCCUCCACUAGACUUGAAUCAUUUUUCCAGGACUGCAACAAACCUAAUAUGGAGGUUAAUCACCAAAUGGACACGGAGACCGCAUGUGAAGAACCUGACAACAGACAGAACACUCAUACCUUCUGUGCUACCACCGACGGACACAUGACUCCAGCGGUUGGUCCUGAGCCAGUCGUGCCCUGGGCAGACCCAUUCUCGACUGAUGCCGAUGAGCUAGAUGACCUGGGACCAUUCUCCUUGCCCGACCUUCCAAUCCAAGAGAAGUCAGAAGAAGCGCAGCAUCGAGACCCAGAUUUUUCUGAACUCAACAAGACCACACCAUCCCACAUUAGACAUACAAUUACAGAUGUUGAUGAUCCGGUCUUAAUAGAGGUGGACCAUUCAAGUCUUGCUAAGACAACGUGUCCUCUUGAAGAACAAAGGUUGUUGGAACCUACUGGACAAGACUUAGUUGUACCGUCAUCACAUGCCACCUUCCAGCAAGAGUUAGACCCUGAGCCUCAGAGUGUUCCGGUCAGUAGCCCUCUGACCUUUACACAACAGAGCAUCAUUUUGGAGAAUAAGAGACCGUACGGCGGAUCCGAUGAGUCUGAUCCAACUAUGUUGUAUACGUCGUUGAAAUCAGAAGCCAACCAGCUACAUCACUUACAGAUUCACUCAAUGACUGAGUCUUUGCAGUUAGCACAAGACCCUACGUCUCUUGAGAAGUCAGAGGUGAGACAGGAGGACUUAACGGAGCCUGUAGCAGAAUCUGUAUCAUCCAGUCCUGUUUCUCAGCUCCCGGAGCCUGUUGCCCUUCCCAUUUCAGUGGAACCUUCAGACACUCCGGAGAUAACACCCAAGCCGGUUCCAGUACCCCAGAACACAGUGUCCGUAGAUAUUCCCAAAAAAGUUGAUGAAAUCCCUCAGAGGAUGACACGGAAUCGGGCCAAAAACAACCAGUCUGCUGUUGCUUUUUCCUCCAUCAUAGCGUCAUCAACAACUUCCUUGCCUGUAGCCAUUAAUCCAACAGUUAGCAUCACUGCUAUUCCUACAAGGAUACCAACUCCCACUUCAGUGUCGGCUUUUUCAGUACAGAAGAAGGACAAAGACUCUUUACUUAAUGUCUCAUCCACUGCAUCCAAUCCAACCGCGGCUCUAUCCGUACAGACAUCCGUGACCGCCUCUCCUACGGUGGUGCUGAGCAAAACAACUAAAGGCCGUCCGCUUCCGGUCGAUGAGGAUGAUUCUCAGACACAGCACCCGCGUAAAAGGAAGUUUCCGCGUUCGACCGGGCAGCAGGUGCAAGUCCAGCUGGUGAACACGGCCAUGCAACAGACCAGGGAAAUGAUUCAGCAGACUCUGGCUGUCGUUGUCAACGCCAUUAAGUUGGAUGACAUUGAGCCUUACCACAGUGACCGUUCCAACCCUUAUUUCGAGUAUCUACAGAUAAGGAAGAAGAUUGAGGAAAAGAGGAAAAUUUUGUGCUACAUCACCCCGCAGGCCCCACAGUGCUACGCUGAGUAUGUGACCUACACAGGCUCCUAUCUGCUGGAUGGGAAACCCCUAAGCAAGCUUCAUAUACCAGUGAUUGCCCCACCGCCAUCAUUGUCAGAACCUCUGAAAGAGCUCUUCAGACAACAGGAGGCAGUGAGAGGAAAGCUCCGCUUGCAGCACAGCAUAGAACGGGAGAAGCUCAUUGUCUCGUGUGAGCAGGAAGUGUUGCGAGUCCACUGCAGAGCUGCAAGGACAAUAGCCAAUCAGGCUGUGCCAUUUAGUGCCUGCACCAUGCUUUUGGACUCUGAAGUAUACAAUAUGCCAUCAGAGAGCCAGGGUGAUGAGAACAAAUCGGUGAGAGAUCGCUUUAACGCAAGACAGUUCAUCUCCUGGAUCCAGGAUGUAGAUGAUAAAUAUGACCGAAUGAAGACAUGUCUGUUAAUGCGGCAACAGCACGAGGCUGCGGCCCUCAACGCGGUUCAAAGGAUGGAGUGGCAGUUGAAGGUCCAGGAAUUGGACCCUGCCGGACACAAGUCCCUGUGUGUCAACGAAGUGCCAUCCUUCUACGUUCCAAUGGUUGAUGUCAACGACGACUUUGUCCUGCUGCCUGCGUGACACCUCCUGGCUCAGUGAUAAAGCGCAAACUUUAUCCGGAUCCCUUCUUCUCAAAGAGAACUUUGUUGAACAGAACAAACAAACGGAAAGGGCUAGCAAGUUUGAGAAAGGCCUUUAGACAGGAAAACAUAUAGCAAAAGAGUACAGAUUAAAAAAAAAACUUGCUCUUGCCUCCUUUCCUUGAAGAAGGAAAGAUGUUUUUACUGCGGGGGAAAGAAAAUACUCAACUUGCACUUUCAUCCUCAGAAGUUUUUACUCCUUUUUCGAUUCAAGCAUGAAAAGCAAAAACCGUUUUUGCUUUCAGGCGCUGGCCCACAACUCCCUUGUGCUCGGCUACGACGAGACAGGGGAACAGAGAUAUAUUUUCUUCAUUUUUGGGCUUCGCUUCAUAUGACCCACCAUUGGUAGGCGUCAAAGAGGAGCUCUCCCAGCAGCAUAGUGCCUGUGCUGAGGGAGGGGAACUGAAGAGGAGCCUCCCAUUGUGGCUCCAGGUGAGCCGGGAGUGCCAGAUGCGUUCAAUGCUGACCCAGAGGAUGUCAAACCAAGCCACGGCGCAUCACGUGGAGCUUGCGAGCAUCCACUGUGAGACGACUCCAAGUGACAGAGUGGGCUAUCAGUCUGCUAAAACUGCACCAGGACCAGGCUUAUAAUAACUCAACAGCGCGAUUGGAAGAAGGUUGCCGAUGUGGGUGCAAGUCUGAGAGGAAGAGACUGCUCGUGUGCAGCCUCUCAGCCAUGCAAAAACAUAGUCGGAGGAAGGAACGCGGUGAACCCCCGAGGACACACCGGAGUGUUCUCGGCCACCCCCGCCGCCUCCUCUAUGAACAUGUCAGAAGAAACAAACAUAACGGAUGCUGCGAUUGAAAAGAGACUAUUAAGGAAUUGCGUUUUUUUGGCGGGAAGAGAAAUAUUGUUUUUGUCUAUUUCUUUACUUGGGCAUUUCAUUGUUUCUGAGGAAGUGACUUGAAACACUACAGAGCCAAUAUUAGUUUAAUGGAAAAAAAAAACAAAAGAAAACAGAAAAAAAGUUGUAUUCCGUAAAUUAUGUACAGUUUUUAUAUUCGUUAACCAAUGUAUUCUUGCUGCCUUCUAGAUAAUUUAUUUUGCCACACAUUACUGCACAGUUGUAAAUAACCUAUGUACUGUAAUAUCACUCAAGUAAGUGUAAAGAAAAACAUAAAAGAAAUAAAAAUUAUCUUUUUAUGUACAGUUCACUUUCGGGCAGCACUUUCCCUCCCUCAUAAUCCGUGGGCCAAAUAUGUACUCGAUUCUGUCAGUAUUGGAAAAGUCAUCAAAUCCUAUCGCUAGAUCCGAGUCCAGAAUAACUCACCUGGAAUUACAUCACCAUAACGUCCAAACGACUGACAGACAGACCACUUCUGGAUUUUAACAGGCCCCUUAAAGGCCGACCACCAAAUAGUUCCACACAUGUAGCAGAAUAGACGAGGACUUAUUUAACAAAUACAGAGGAAUAUUACUCAUUGCUUUACUACACAGUUAUAUCUGAUUCAUCUCAAACCAAGAAAAUGCCUUUUUCGGGUGAAAAAUAAUGUACUCAUUGUCGGGCAAAGUCACAAAAAUAUAUAUAUGGUUUGAAUGAAAAACAUAAGUGAUGUCAUUCAUAAAUAGAACCAUUGUCGUUAACGUUUUAACAUUUGUUUGUAUUUUAAAUUAGCAAAAAAAAACACGACUAAAUAUGUGCUAAGCAUUACAUAUUUUGUAUAUUCCGUUUUCCAUGCAUUCAGAUUAAGAAGUGAGUCUGAGGAGUUGAAGGGUUGCAUUCCGAGCGUUUAACUUGAAGUUUGUCACUUCAUUUAACUCAUUACUGGUUAACUCAUUACCUUACGUUGAACAUGUUGCAAUCAGGCCCACUAGGUGGUGCCGAUGAGGUAGAACUUUGCACAACAUGCGGCCUUUCAAAUUGGAUGCUUUUAAUAAUAUAUACAGUAAACCUCGGAUAUUCAUUCAUUCAUUCAUUUUCUACCGCUUUUUCCUCACGAGGGUCGCGGGGGGUGCUGGAGCCUAUCCCAGCUGUCUUCGGGCGAGAGGCGGGGUACACCCUGGACUGGUCGCCAGCCAAUCACAGGGCACGUAUAGACAAACAACCAUUCACACUCGCAUUCAUACCUAUGGACAAUUUGGAGUCGCCAAUUAACCUAGCAUGUUUUUGGAAUGUGGGAGGAAACCGGAGUACCCGGAGAAAACCCACGCAAGCACGGGGAGAACAUGCAAACUCCACACAGAGAUGGCCGAGGGCGGGAACCUCGGAUAUAUCGGAUUCAAUUGUUCCCACUGGUUUUGUCCGAUAUAAGCGAAAUUUGUUAUAUACGUAUACCGGAAAAUGUCCGUUUUACGCAUAUAUCGGAUUUUAUAUCCGGUAUAUGCGUAAAUCGGAUUUUAUCCGUUAUAAAAAGGCACUUCCUUGACUAUGUUUCCAAUGUACCUGAACGCGCAGGCAACGCUGCAAACGCUGCAAAUGACGUCGUAUAGCGGCCUGUCACGAUUCGGCGAAUCUAAUGGAAAUUUAAUGGAAAUGCAUUGGAACAGGACUGGAGAUUUUGUCCGAAAUAGGCGAAAUCCGUUAUAAAAAAUCCGAUAUAUGCAAUGAUUUUUUUAUUGGAAAUGCAUUACAGAUAAAUCGGUUCUUUUUUAUCUGUCCGUUGUGAGCGAAUUUCCGAUAUAUCCGAGGUUUACUGUAUAAAUUUCAAUUAUGAGUCAGAUCCCUUUUUGGAAUCCUUCUCCAGUCACAUUAGAUUUUUAUCAGUAUAUUAUAUUUUACAAUUAUUUCCUCUGAGUAUCAUGUUUUUUGUUUUUUUUUGCAAAAGCACCCAGAAGGAAACCCAAAAAAAGUACAAAGUAUUUCCUUCAUUGGCUUUUAUUAAAAUGUGCACUGACCAGUAAGUGAUUCUAUUCAGCUCGUUCUCCAGUAAUCUCGCAUAUCCGACAUACUGUCAGUCAAUCAAGUCAUUGCCGUGUUUUGCAAUGUAAUGGUGGAGUGCAAUGGUUGUAGCUGUUACACUGUGCAGACAAAGUGGCUAGAUGUAUAGUUACAGGAUUGGUACACAUCUUACAUUCAUGUUUGGACCCCGCAUAGCCCGGGGUUUAUUAAACCCUCCCAUCUUGGUUUGUGUUGUUUUCUUACAAUUUUGGGUGGGAGUUAAGGUUGUGUUUUUGUUUCACGGAUUUCUUUGUGUGUCUUUUUUAACUCUGUAUAAUGUUUUGAAUGUUGUUGUGUAUCUCCUUCGGAUUUUGUUUGGAUUCUAACACCAGUGGCAUGUCAAUCACGUUGCUUAUCAAGCAGAAUGUAAACCGUCACUAUGCCCGGUCCGACCACACCCUUAACUAUUGUUUACAAGACAUCCUCUAUGUGUUUUUUUUGGACGCCUUUGUUGUCAUCUAGUCCUAGUCAUUUGUUUCAGUGACAAAGGCUUGAAAUGGUGACAGUUGCCUCGGUCUGCACACUUGGCAACCGACUCCAUCGGAUUUCUCCGUUAGCCUCCCUCCUUGCAAUGUCGCUACACAGAGCAAUAGACUCCAAUCAGGUUUAUUCUCCAGUGUGAAUAAUCAGCCAACAAGUGAUUCCUGGAUCCAGUGAGUGCGCACACACACACACAUAUACAUACACACACACAUAUACACAUACACACACCAGUCCUCAGAUGCACGGUAGAGCACUUGGCCGUGGUGAUGCAGAUGCUAGCCUGACACCACCUCAGUCAGCAACAUAUUACCUCUACUCUCCUCACAUUCACUCAUAAUUUAGAUUUUAGAUUCUUUGUUUUCUUACUGGAUUUAGAUAUACAUAAUUACUAUUUUUUCAUAAAAUAGUAUCACGAUUUCAAGCCUUUUUUUCUAGUUUUCUUUUGUCUUGUUUUUUUAAUUAAAACCCAGACUGUAGCUGUUUUUUUGUUUGUUUUUUUUUAGAAUGGAAAAUGACUAAUACAAAGCAUGGAGAACUACUCUUUAAAUGGUGAGAAAUAACCUAUUUAUUAUUAUUAUUUUUUUGUUUGUUUUAAUUUUUUUUUUUCUUCUGACACCUGUGGUAUGUUUUUGGUUGAAGUUGGUCUCCGCUGUGUAAAUUUCCCUCCUUGUAAUGCGUGAACGAGACAUACUGUAAAUAGCUGUUGUAAAUAAAACCUCCCAGGACGUU
Molecule: messenger RNA, 13207 nt
Organism: Doryrhamphus excisus (bluestripe pipefish)
Lineage: Eukaryota; Metazoa; Chordata; Actinopteri; Syngnathiformes; Syngnathidae
Gene: ankrd11
Product: ankyrin repeat domain 11
Biological process (GO): anatomical structure morphogenesis
Molecular function (GO): protein binding
Source: RefSeq, a predicted model, not a curated record